GCGCGGGAAAUAAAGGGUCUUUUUUUUCUCCACGCGCACUAAUUAGUGAAGUGGCGGGAGAAGCUCACCCUCACAGGAAGCACCUCCCGACGACGCGUGCGCCAUCAUUCACGCACCACAGGGGAUCUUGCCCUGCCUGGGUGUGCGUGCGUGUGUGUUUGUGAUGGACGAGCAGCAGCGGCUCAUGCACGCUCACGCGCGGGUCGGCAUGGACGGAAGCGAGCGAAGAGACACUGGAGACAUUGGAGACAUUUUACAACAAAUUAUGACCAUCACUGACCAAAGUCUGGACGAAGCUCAGGCUAGGAAACACGCUCUGAGCUGUGACCGCAUGAAGCCAGCGCUCUUCAGUGUUCUGUGUGAGAUCAAAGAGAAAACAGUGCUGAGUAUCCGUGGUGCUCAAGAGGAAGACCCCCCCGACGCUCAGAUCAUGAGGCUGGACAACAUGCUGCUGGCGGAGGGCGUGUCCGGGCCAGAAAAGGGCGGGGCCUCGGUGGCGGCGGCAGCUGCGGCGGUGGCAGCGGGGGGUGGAGUCGGUGCGGACAACUCUGCGGAACACUCAGACUACCGAGCCAAGCUGACUCAGAUUCGACAGAUCUACCACACAGAACUGGAAAAGUACGAACAGGCGUGCAGCGAGUUCACGACACACGUGAUGAACCUCCUAAGGGAGCAGUCGCGCACGAGGCCCAUCUCAGCCAAGGAAAUCGAGCGCAUGGUGACCAUCAUCCAUCGCAAGUUCAGUUCCAUCCAGAUGCAGCUCAAGCAGAGCACGUGCGAGGCUGUCAUGAUCCUGCGCUCGCGCUUCCUGGACGCCAGACGUAAACGACGAAACUUCAACAAGCAGGCCACGGAGAUCCUCAAUGAGUACUUCUACUCGCACCUCAGUAAUCCUUAUCCCAGCGAGGAGGCCAAAGAGGAGCUGGCCAAAAAGUGCGCCAUCACCAUUGCACAGGUUUCCAACUGGUUUGGCAACAAAAGAAUCCGAUACAAGAAGAACAUUGGUAAGUUCCAGGAAGAAGCCAACAUGUACGCUGCCAGAACCGCCGUCAAUGCGGCUAACGCGUCGUCGUCGUCACACGGAAGCCGAGCAAAUUCCCCCGCCACUCCAAACUCAGGUUCCGCCGCAUCUUUUAACAUGUCCAAUUCGGCCGACCUGUUCAUGGGCAUCCAGUCUCUCAAUGGUGACUCAUACCAGGGGGCUCAGCUGGGCGCCAACGUGCAGUCGCAGGUGGACGGUCUGCGACAUGUCAUCAACCAGACGGGCGUCUACAGUGAAGGCCUGUCAGCCAAUCACAUGUACAGUCCUCAAGGCCUCAAUACCAAUGGCGGCUGGCAGGACGCGGCCACACCAUCCUCAGUGACCUCGCCGACAGAAGGACCGGGAAGUGUCCACUCAGACACGUCCAACUGAUAUCUGAUGGGACUAUUUUGGUAUUUUGUACUCUUUCUCUUCUGGCGUGAGGACGUUUCCAUAGCAACUCUGCUCCAAAAGAACAUUAUUUGAUUGGCUUAAAUGAUUGACACAUUUUAUUUUCCACUUUCUGUCCUGUCCUUGGAACUUCCUGUCAUAGCUCACUGUUGACAUUACAUGUCGGGAAUGUUGGUCACAUGCAUGUAAACAAGCUAUUUUGGAUUACAUUACGACAUCUCUGAGAUGUAGCUUUUUUCAUCACAAUGUGACAAGUCUUGCCAUUGCCAGGAGAUCUUUACGUGGGCGGGGUCCCUAUGACCAUCAUCUUCUGCCUCAAGAGGAGCUCAAAAAGACAACAAUCCCAAUAAAGACUUUUUUACUCAUGUAAACACGUGUGGAAUUAUGAACACUGAAUUGGUGAAUGUUUGUCCAAGAUGGAAUGUUGGAUUUGUUACUUGUUGCAUGUAUUUUCAUUGCUGCACUUUUUGGCAGCAUAUAGAAAACGUGUUUUUUUUUCAU
This is a messenger RNA of Doryrhamphus excisus (bluestripe pipefish), 1933 nucleotides long. RefSeq names its product pre-B-cell leukemia transcription factor 1-like. NCBI's taxonomy places the organism in Eukaryota, Metazoa, Chordata, Actinopteri, Syngnathiformes, Syngnathidae. Gene Ontology annotation, cellular component: nucleus. The record is from RefSeq and is a predicted model, not a curated record. Gene Ontology annotation, molecular function: DNA binding; DNA-binding transcription factor activity, RNA polymerase II-specific. Gene Ontology annotation, biological process: regulation of DNA-templated transcription.